Molecule: messenger RNA, 1791 nt
Organism: Phragmites australis (common reed)
Lineage: Eukaryota; Viridiplantae; Streptophyta; Magnoliopsida; Poales; Poaceae
Exons: 3
Coding region: 502-1467 (321 amino acids)
Source: RefSeq, a predicted model, not a curated record
ACCACUUCUCUCCCAAUCCCCAGAAAUGCUCCCAAAUCGAACCACCGGCGCCGGCAAACCGAACCCUGCCGUUCGUCAAGUCUUCCUCCACCUCCGUCUCCUCCCUGCUUCUUGUGCCUGCAGCUGCUCCGGCGACGGCGACCCACGUCUAGGCUCUACCUCCAAGAACCACUCACUGUAGAAAGCAAAGAAGCUUCUCCUCCUCUCCAUUGCGGUGUUGCCAUGGCUGGAUAGCAGACCUUUGGCCGUGUCGUCACCUUGAUUCCUCGGGCUCUCCGAGAAGCUGUCCAGGCGCGGCGGCCGCGUCGUGACCUUCGUCUUGGUGUCCACCCGGAGGGUGAGGGAGGAGGGCGAGGAGGACAUCUCACCUCACCUCGUCACUUUCUGCAGCGUCUGUUCCUCGAGCUCUCUCCGCCACCUACCCGCCCGCCCCCGGGGUCGCAGCGGCUGCCAUGAGAAGAUAGAGUUAUUAGUGCCGGACAUCUACCUACGAAGUUCAGCAUGGGUUCGGGGAAUUUGGUAAUGAAGAGGGUGUUAAAGCCCAGCUCCUUUGAUCUGGACAUACAAUUUGAUCAAAGUUGGAUGGAGGAUGUUACAUGCCCAAUCUGUCUGGAUUUCCCUCACAAUGCAGUCUUACUGAGGUGCACCUCUUAUGAAAAGGGUUGUAGACCAUUCAUAUGUGACACGGACCAGACUCGUUCAAAUUGCCUUGAGAGGUUUAAAGGUGCUCAUGGGCUACCAGCCAAUGUGAAAGUCUCAUCUCGUACUGUGGCUCCCCUUGAUAGCAUUCAUAUCAUUUCAUCUAAUGCAAAUAACCGCCCAGCUUGCCCGUUGUGUAGAGGAGAUGUGAUCGGGUGGUUUGUUAUUGACGAGGCUCGCUUGCAUCUUAACCAAAAGAAAAGAUGCUGUGAAGAGAGCAGCUGUUCAUAUGUUGGUAACUUCCAUGAGCUUCAGAAGCACACCCAACAAAAACAUCCAAAUUCAUGCCCUUCAGAAAUUGAUCCUGCUCGCCGGGUUGAUUGGGAUAAUUUGCAGCAGUCCUCUGACAUAAUAGAUGUCUUGAGCACAAUACAUGCACAGGUUCCUAACGGUAUAGUUUUGGGAGAUUAUGUCAUCGAGUAUGGGGAUGAUGAAGCUGGAGAUGAUUAUGAAGUUUUCCACAGGGUUAGGGGAAACUGGUGGUCAUCCUGUCUUUUUUGCAAGGCAUUCUGUAGAUCUUCAGGAGGCCGAAGAAGAGCAAGAACAAGGGAAAGGAGAGGCAGUGGAAGGAGCAGCAGCAAUAGAUCUACUCACGAAAGCUUUACUCUUGAAGUGCCCACAAGAUCUGUUGACAUAAGAGAACACAGAUUUGAUGAAAUUGAUGACGAGUAUAUAGUUACAGGGGCCAUGCCUAGGGUUGCAGCAUCCAGGAGAAUGGCCAGUCAUUACAGGGAUCCCAGAUUUGGACACCGGCGUUCUCACUCCUAGGAUCAACUGGCAAAAAAAAAGGAAGGCCACACUGAUAUCGGAUGCAGAAACAAUCAGAAUCGUUCUACCUCUGCUCAUAUCUACCUUUUUUUAAAAAAAAUUCUCAGCCCAAAUUUCUUGUGCAGAUAAGAUAAGAUAGCAGGAAACCUUUUCUUUGUUGUUGAUUCACAGCGGAUUUCAUCAUUUUAGGUUCUUUGGUGCAAAUAUUUAGCUCCUACCUUAUAGCAAUGUUGAUCAACCUUUCUGUUCUGUGAAAUCCUUGUAUCCCAAAAUGUUGCCCUCAAACACAGUAACUUUUAAAGGAAGUGCACUCAAAUUUGUCAA